This is a messenger RNA of Magnolia sinica, 411 nucleotides long. Its product is annotated as RING-H2 finger protein ATL51-like. Gene Ontology annotation, biological process: protein ubiquitination. Lineage: Eukaryota; Viridiplantae; Streptophyta; Magnoliopsida; Magnoliales; Magnoliaceae. The record is from RefSeq and is a predicted model, not a curated record. The transcript has a single exon. Bases 1 to 411 code for a protein of 136 amino acids.
AUGGUGACCCUCAUCGGCAUCAUAUCGACGGUCGUCGUCGUCCUGAUCUACGAUUGCAUUUUUCUGAGAUGGCGUGAACGGCGCCGGCUUGGCCCACCAUCUUCAUCACGUGAAGAAAGGAGUAGGUUAGGGAAUUCUAUUAUACAAAUGAUCCCAGCGUAUAAGUACCGGAAAGAGGCGCAGAUCAACGGUUGUGAAAGCGAAUGUGCGGUGUGCUUGUGCGAGUUCGAGGAGGGGGACGAGGUACGCCUGCUGCCUGAGUGCUUGCACUCUUUUCAUGCGCCUUGUAUCGAUAUGUGGCUCUUCUCGCAUUCCAACUGUCCGCUCUGCCGGACCCAUUUGGUUCCUCCACCCAUUCUACAGCCAGUGGUUGCACCAGAAUCCGGUGGUUUGCGGAAUUUGGUUGCGUAG